Lathyrus oleraceus (garden pea) is the source of this 569-nucleotide messenger RNA. Its product is annotated as proline-rich receptor-like protein kinase PERK1. The annotation marks the transcript as partial. The record is from RefSeq and is a predicted model, not a curated record. Gene Ontology annotation, biological process: protein phosphorylation. Gene Ontology annotation, molecular function: protein kinase activity; ATP binding. The transcript has 5 exons. Lineage: Eukaryota; Viridiplantae; Streptophyta; Magnoliopsida; Fabales; Fabaceae.
CUAAGAUCAUUCAUCGUGAUAUUAAAGCUGCUAACAUCCUUCUCGAUUUUAAGUUUGAAGCAAAGGUUGCUGAUUUUGGUCUUGCAAAGAUUGCUUCCGAUCUCAACACUCAUGUUUCUACUCGAGUGAUGGGGACUUUUGGGUAUCUGGCUCCAGAAUAUGCAGCAAGUGGAAAACUUACAGACAAAUCAGAUGUUUUCUCUUAUGGAGUCAUGCUCCUUGAGCUAUUAACUGGACGUCGACCGGUUGAUAAAAAUCAGACUUACAUGGAUGAUAGUUUGGUGGAAUGGGCUAGGCCUUUGCUCAUGCGUGCUUUAGAAGAAAAUAAUUUAGAUUCUCUGAUUGAUCCAAGACUUCAGAAUGAAUUUGACCCUAGUGAGAUGACGCGUAUGGUAGCAUGUGCUGCAGCUUGCACACGCCACUCAGCAAAGCGUCGACCAAGGAUGAGCCAGGUUGUGCGUGCCUUAGAAGGAGACGUGUCACUAGCAGAUCUUAAUGAAGGAGUAAGACCUGGACACAGCAGUGUCUACAGUUCUCACGAAAGGUGGAUUCAAAGCUACAAUUCAAUU